Messenger RNA from Harpia harpyja (harpy eagle), 1018 nucleotides. RefSeq lists its product as uncharacterized. The coding region runs from base 129 to 872 and encodes 247 amino acids. Lineage: Eukaryota; Metazoa; Chordata; Aves; Accipitriformes; Accipitridae. The record is from RefSeq and is a predicted model, not a curated record. The transcript has 7 exons.
AUUAUAGUUCACAUUCUUUCAGCUGAAACAAGGAAUUGUGGACAUUUGUAAAAUGUUCUAAUGAAACCCUUCUAAUCUUGUAUCUUGUUGCCUAGUGAAGCUCUUGCAUUUUUAUAGAUUAAAUAUUUAUGUACACAGGGUGGGAGGCUGUCAGAAAACACCAGAAGUUAACUCUCACCUCUGUGGAAACACGGGCCCUGAGAAACAGUCUGAUUACAAUGGAUGAAGGUCAAUAUUCCUAUUCUGAAGAAAGUAUCCCCCUGUCAUCACAAUCUUGGUUCUGGAAGAAGAAGAAGAAUUCUGUUUCUCCUGCUGCUAAAAGCCAAAGCAAAACAGAAGCAUGGGUACAAACAGUUAUCCCUUCAGACUCUCAAGUCCCUGAAGAUGCAGUAAGCAUUGAUCCUGAAACUAAACCACAGACUACCAUUCACUCAUCCAUUCCUCUACCAGGCAGCAUUAUUGAUUAUUCAGAGGAGAUACAAGAACAUCCUUCAUGUGUGAUUAAAAGUGUUAUGACUGAAGACACAUCUGAGGAGGAUGGAGAGAAAAACUCGUGGCUGCACAAGCUUGGAAUGAAUAUAAACAAGUGGUCAUUUCUGAAUUCCCUGAUUGGAUGGAGUGAAAACAGAGCUCUAGAAAAAGUACUUCAUCUGAACACAUCUGGAGUUUGUUCUGAUUCUGAUCACAAAGCAACUGAGCUGGAGAAAAGUACAACAGAAGAAGGAGUGCCAUAUAUUCCAUACAAGCUAGCUACAUUAUAUAUCAUCAAGAUUGUAAAAGACAUGCAGGAAAUGAAAAAAAAACACAUGAAGAUAAUCAGACAACUAGACAAUAUAAGGAAAGAAAACCAGGUAAUUAUUCUGGAGUGGUAGCACUGUUGUGUCAUACCAUUAGUCAAAAUGACACAGAGGGAUAAAAUCUACUUCAUUCACAUUUACUUCUGCAUUCAGGUACCCAUUCUAAGUCUCCAGAAAUACAGUCAAUGUAUCUUUAAGUGUAUUUGAUCUUACAACUUUGU